Molecule: messenger RNA, 737 nt
Organism: Mastomys coucha (southern multimammate mouse)
Lineage: Eukaryota; Metazoa; Chordata; Mammalia; Rodentia; Muridae
Gene: Dynlrb1
Product: dynein light chain roadblock-type 1
Exons: 4
Coding region: 128-418 (96 amino acids)
Biological process (GO): microtubule-based movement
Cellular component (GO): cytoplasmic dynein complex; cytoplasm; centrosome
Molecular function (GO): dynein intermediate chain binding
Source: RefSeq, a predicted model, not a curated record
CCCCAUCACUGCUGGCUCCUGAUAGGCUGUCCGAUCUGUCCGUCUCCACAAAGGACUGUGCGCAGGCUCGGCAGGGCGGGGACCUCGGCUGAGUGUUGGCGAUUCGGAGCUGCUGGAGCUGUCCAAGAUGGCAGAGGUGGAGGAAACUCUCAAGAGGCUUCAGAGCCAGAAAGGAGUGCAGGGCAUCAUCGUGGUGAACACUGAAGGCAUUCCUAUCAAGAGCACAAUGGACAAUCCCACCACUACACAGUACGCCAACCUCAUGCACAACUUCAUCUUGAAGGCACGGAGCACUGUGCGUGAGAUUGACCCCCAGAAUGACCUAACCUUCCUUCGAAUUCGCUCCAAGAAAAAUGAAAUUAUGGUGGCACCAGAUAAAGACUACUUCCUGAUUGUGAUUCAGAAUCCAACUGAAUAAUCCAAGGUCUUGGCUUCCUGUGUCAUUCCUUAAUUUAAUGUCCCCCAAGAAAAAUAGCGUUAAUCAUGUCAGUGGGCACAUGGUGACUGCCUGAGAACCCAUGUAGACCAUGCCAUUGAUCAAGGGUAGCUCUGCCCACCCCACCAAGGAGUGCCUCUGAUGAUCCAGUCAGUCCCUGGGAAAGCUCAGUUCUCCUUUCUAGGCUUUGGAAUAAGAGCUUAUGAUAAGCCCACACCCAGCUUUCUUCUAACCUGCGGUUCACUUUGUCCCCCUUGGAAAGCUGUUUUUGUUUUUUAAACUAAAAAUUACUUCAAGCCCC